Molecule: messenger RNA, 1401 nt
Organism: Brassica rapa (field mustard)
Lineage: Eukaryota; Viridiplantae; Streptophyta; Magnoliopsida; Brassicales; Brassicaceae
Biological process (GO): developmental process involved in reproduction
Source: RefSeq, a predicted model, not a curated record
GUUGUAAAAAAUUCGAAGGAAAGCUUAAAAGAAGAGAAAAAGAAAACGAUUUUAUCAAAACCCGACGUAGAAGAGACCUAUCCGGCUAUCCCUAAUUAAGUACUUUUCUUGGUUCGCGUUAGGUUUUUGGUUUUAAGCGGUCACUCACCGUCUUGAAAAAUUUUGAAUCCAUUUUAGCGUCGUCCCUCAUAAUCAAAUCGUGCGUUGUUGCUACUCUCUUGAAUCCUAAUUAGGAGAUGGAAGCUCUCUACGCCAAGCUCUACAACAAAUACACCACCCUCAAGGUUUCAUUUCUCAUCUUAAUUUCUGAUUCGGAUUUCGAAUUUACAAAAAAAACCCUCUUUUUUCCCUUCCAGGAGAGGAUUUUUUCGGAAUUGGAUGAGGUUAAUUUGAAUCAAGAAGAGAAGUUCCUUCGCUUUGUUAAAGCGUCAGAGACCCUGACGCAGCAUUUGAGAAGUGAAGACCAGAGUUCGAAGGAGACCAUAAGGAGAAUGAGGGAUGAGAUAACUGAAAUCACAUCCGCCAGGCACCAGGAGCGUCUGGAGUUUCAAAACCGUCUUGCUGAAGAAGAACGAAAGAACAAAGCACUUUCGGAGCAAGUUGAGAAACUUAAAGAGCUUAUCUCAGAGGGAGUUCCUCAAAGUGGAAGAAAACAAAAGACUCCCGAAUCUCAUCAAGUUACUACUAGAAGCAUGGGGAAACGUAGAAGGCUGACAGAGGAUGUGGUAGAAACAGACAUGGCAUCACCUCAUGUUAGCAUACGGCAGAAAUCAACUACGGAAACUCUCUUGGUUUCUCAACCACAAUGCUCUAAAACAGCCGACGUUGGAUCAAGUACCUCUGCUGGUUCUCCAUUCCAAGCUCUUAGCGAACAAUUGACAGGAAUGAAACUGUCAACCAACAAUGAAGGCGAACGAGUCUGCAUUAUAGCCUCGCAUCCAUCAAGCGGUCUAUCAUUCAGCUUAACUUUAGUAGAUAACUCAACUGGUGAAGAAGCUGAGCUGCUCUACAAUGUUGUAUCGCUGGGGACAUUUGAAAGAGUUGUGCCCAACUGGAUGAGAGAUGUUAUAAAGUUUAACACAAGUAUGACUCCUCUCUUCUUCGAACGAGUCUCUCGAGUCAUCAAGCCCCGGGAUUGAUCGGUAAUGUACAUCUGCCUCCCUUAACUUCCGCCAUCAUCUUUGAUGGCUUCUUAGUUUGGUGUUUCUCAGCUCAGUAGGUGAAAAAGUUAGGGAAGUUUUCAUGUAUCUAUAGAAAUGUUUGUAUCCCUCUUUAGCUUUGACAUUGGUUAUGCAGACUUAUUGUGUCCUUUCAAGAUGUUUUUUUUUAAUUGUCUUUUGCUAUCGGCACCUACUCUCUUGUAGUUCCUAUACUCUUUGAUCUAAUUUGAAUUUUGUGUGA